Nerophis ophidion (straightnose pipefish) is the source of this 7564-nucleotide messenger RNA. RefSeq names its product pleckstrin homology domain containing, family M (with RUN domain) member 1 (gene plekhm1). Lineage: Eukaryota; Metazoa; Chordata; Actinopteri; Syngnathiformes; Syngnathidae. The record is from RefSeq and is a predicted model, not a curated record. The transcript has 12 exons. Bases 1501 to 4512 code for a protein of 1003 amino acids.
UUAUGUCUUUUGUGCUGAUCCAUCCUGGCAUGCUUGACAACGUUUGAAUAUCAGAGAGAUUUACUUCCCAAGAGCUCUCACAGGAAGUAGACAAAACCCUGCACUGACUCUUGUUACUGUAUGCAAAUGAGUAUGCAAAUGAAUAUGCAAAUGAGGUGUCUGUUGUUUAGAUUUAGAUCAGGGGUGUCAAACAUGCGGCCCGCGAGACGUUAUUUUGAGGCCUGCACUUUGAUAUGACAAUUUAAUGUUGGUGCGGCCCGCAAGUUUAAUAUGAACUGCGCUUGACAGCGUCAUACUUGUCAACGCACCCAAUUUUCCCAGGAGACCCUUGAAUUUCAGGCCAUCCAUUCUCUCGAAUUCCUGUAGGCUUUUACCCAAUCAACAAUAUUUCGGGGCGUGCCAUAAUGGCACUGCCUUUAGCGCCCUCCACGUCCUGUACAAACAGCGUGCAAGCCCAGUUAUAUGUUGCAUCUGGCCAUUUGAUUCGCACGUGUGAUAUUGCAAGACAUAUUUGAUCAACAGCUACACAGGUCACACUGAGGGUGGCCGUAAAAAAAUCCUUUAGCACUGUUACAAAUAUGCGCCACACUCUGAACCCACACCAAACAAGAAUGACAAGAAUGGGGACGGCGUGGCGCAGUGGAAGAGUGGCCGUGCGCAACCCGAGGGUCCCUGGUUCAAAUCCCACCUAGUACCAACCUCGUCACGUCCGUUGUGUCCUGAGCAAGACACUUCACCCUUGCUCCUGGUGGGUGCUGGUUGGCGCCUUGCAUGGCAGCUCCCUCCAUCAGUGUGUGAAUGUGUGUGUGAAUGGGUAAAUGUGGAAGUAGUGUCAAAGCGCUUUCAAUCAAUCAAUCAAUCAAUGUUUAUUUAUAUAGCCCCAAAUCACAAAUGUCUCAAAGGACUGCACAAAUCAUUACGACUACAACAUCCUCGGAAGAACCCACAAAAGGGCAAGGAAAACUCACACCCUGUGGGCAGGGAGAAUUCACAUCCAGUGGGACGCCAGUGACAAUGCUGACUAUGAGAAACCUUGGAGAGGACCUCAGAUGUGGGCAACCCCCCGCUCUAGGGGACCGAAAGCAAUGGAUGUCGAGCGGGUCCAACAUGAUACUGUGAAAGUUCAAUCCAUAGUGGCUCCAACACAGCCGCGAGAGUUCAGUUCAAAGCGGAUCCAAGACAGCAGCGAGAGUCCCGUCCACAGGAAACCAUCUCAAGCGGAGCCAGAUCAGCAGCGUAGAGAUGUCCCCAACCGAUACACAGGCGAGCGGUCCAUCCUGGGUCCCGACGAGCGGUCCAUCCUGGGUCUCGACUCUGGACAGCUAGUACUUCAUCCAUGGUCAUCGGACCGGACCCCCUCCACAAGGGAGGGGGGGACAUAGGAGAAAAAAGAAAAGAAGCGGCAGAUCAACUGGUCUAAAAAGGAGGUCUAUAUAAAGGCUAGAGUAUACAGAUGACUUUUAAGCACGCCUUGCGGGAUUAGGAAUCUCCAGGGGUGCCAUGUUGGCGACACAGAUAACAGACGCGGCACAGGAGGCCAAACAUGUCACAAAGAUCAAGGAGAGGCUGGCACAGUCGCUCAAAGCCCUGCAGAGACGCUACGUGACGUCGGAUGCAGUGGUCACCAGCGAGGACGCAGACGCCAACCUCCUCUGCUGCACCCUGGAGGCCGUCUUCAUCCACGGCAUCAAGAGCAAGUACAUCCGCUUGGAGGCCGGGGGCCGUGGCAGGAAGGGGAACCGAGGACCUCUCCCUCAGCCUUUCUUCUGGAGCCUCGUUAAGACCGUCACCCACCGUGACGUGAUCACCGAGCUGGAGAAGAUCAGUUUCGUGGGCACAGACGUGGGUCGCUGUCGCGCUUGGUUGCGUCUGGCUCUCAACCACGGCCUGCUGGAGUGUUACCUGGCCUCGCUGUUUCGGGAGAGCGCCAAGCUGCGGGCGCACUAUCAGCCCGGCGCCUUGCUGCUGGACGCGGAGGAGCGGGAGGUGCUGCUCAGCUACCUGCAGGGUCUGGCCUCGCUCCCGUUCAGCCUCUCGUACAAGUCGGCCGUGCUCAACGAGUGGACCACCACGCCUUUAUCCCUCGCCGGACUCUGCCCCCAGGCCCAGGGAGACUCCAACGGCACGGACCACCCCGUCUCCAAGCUCACGUGCAAAGACUCCUCGGAUACCGCGUCGCAGUCGUCAGGAUCGUCCGAUGCACCCGACGUGCAGAGGGUGCUGGUCAGCAGGGUCUCCGGCGGGUUCCAGGGGGGUACCAGAGGGCUCAACUCGUCCAGUUUGAGCCUCAACACCACAGGCUCCUCGCAGCUCUCGUCCAGCUUGAGCUCCGACAGCCUCCUCCAGGGCCAGGAAUCCCGCGCCCCUGCUGGAGAGCAGUGGUCCUCAUGUGACCUGGACUCCACCUUAAAUGGAACCAGCAGCACCAAGCCGCCCUUGAAAAAUUCGCUUCCUGAGCUCCAGGAGAACAGCAGUCAAGACUCUAUGCGCGAAGACUCCUUUGUCUCCAGCAACAAUCCUGACCACUUCUCAGACAUUGACCAGCCGCUGAGUUCCGUUCUCUCCGACACCGAGCCCCGCCAGGACCACGUCAACGCCCUCCCACGAGACCAGCUCCAGCAGCCUGAGGUCGCAGUGGUCCCUGUCCAGGAGAAGGAAGUCCAGGGCAGGUCGGAGUCUUCGAUGCAUUUGAGCUGUGGUCGUUCGCCGAGUGUCCUGAGCAGGAACUUGUCUUCAGAUUCCGUCACUCGUUCUCGCUCCUGGAUCUCUGAGGACGAUAUCUACAAGCCCCGAGUGGACGAGGAGUCCGACCACGAGGAAGCGCCUCCUGCUGCUGCCACCAAUUCCCAGUCGCCACCCAGUGUUGUGCAUCGUCGGCAAAUAGGCCUGUCCAACCCGUUCCGAGGCCUGCUGAAGCUGGGUCACCUGGAACGGCGCAGCGCCAUGGGGAUGUGGCGCGACCAUUACUGCGAGCUGUCGCCCUUCGAGUUCCGCCUUUACCUCAACGCCGAAGAGCGCACGUGUUGCGACAACUGCUCCCUGGUGCGCUGCGAGGACGCCCGCCUCGCCUCGCCCGACGGACGCUUCGAGUUGGCCUUCCCUGGCAAGCGGCUGCACCUGCGGGCGACGAACCGGGAUGAAGCGGAGGACUGGGUGGACCGGAUCCUAGAGGCCGUCAACAAGUACCGGCCCGUGUCCUGCGUGGACGAGCAGUGGGAGGUGUUGGAGAGCCCCAGUGAGAAUGGCGUGGAAGAUGACGCCGCCCGCUGCAGCCCAGAGCGAGGCUCCUCCUCCUCUGAUGCACGGACAUGUGGCAGGAAAGCCACGCCCCCUCCAGUUCAGGAAUUUCACUGGGCUCGCACAACGGAUUUGGAAACGGACGCCAUCAAGGAGGCUGUUCUUUAUUGUUCCGCAGACUCCGACGCUCGGACUUGGAUCCCGCUCGUCUUCUCGCUCUCCUUGGAGUCCUUGAAGGCUUUCCUCGUUGUAGAAGAAAGAAAGUUGCUUCGACAAAGCUUCCCCAUCGAGGAAGUGAGGGACGUGGUUCCCGACGUCUCGCUGGGCGGACCCAACUUCUUCAAAGUCCUGACGCUCAGAGAAACACUGCGCCUGAGGGCGGAGAACGCAGAGGAAGCGCGCUCCUGGAGGAUUUUCAUCCGCGGCGCUCUGGAUUCUUACCUGGAGAGCGGCGAAGACGGGGAGGCUGCGGUCGGCCAGAGCGGGGCGGGAAACCUCCACAGGCUGGUUCAGCACAGACUGAAAGAAGACGGCGCGCUGCUGGCCCACUUGUGCACCGUGCCCUCGCACAAGGGUCUGGACACGCAGAACUUCAGAUGUGCAGGCUGCUCGCAGCAGAUCGGCCCCUCGCUGGGCCGAGGACGCCUGUGCCACUUCUCCGGCCAGUACUACUGCGACUCCUGUCACCGCGGCGACACUAGCGUCAUCCCUUCACGCAUGGUGCACAACUGGGACCUCCACAAACGCCAGGUGUCAAGGAAGGCGCUGUGGCUGCUGGCUCAGGUGGAGCAGGAGCCUCUGCUCAACCUGGAUCAGCUCAAUCCACACUUGACCACGCACUCGGAGACCAUGGCGCGGGUCCACAGCCUGCGGCAGAGGCUGCGACUCCUGGGCGACUACGUGCUGGCCUGCCGCAGCGGAGCCUGCAAGACGCUCCAAGCCAGGAUGGAGCAGAGAACAUACCCGCUGGAGUCCUGCAGCCUGUACAGCGUGCUGGACCUGCGCCAGAUAGCAGAGGAUCAGUACACCACCUACCUGACCUCCAUGUGUCAGUUGGCCUGCAGCCACGUCUUCAGCUGUGACUUGUGCACGCAGCGAGGCUUCAUCUGCCAGGUGUGCCAUGCCGACGACAUCAUCUUCCCCUUCCAGUUUGACAGCACCGCCAGGUGCAAGGCGUGCAAGUCGGUGUUCCAUCAGGCCUGCAUGACGCCAGGCCGCUGCUGUCCUCGCUGUCUGAGAAUGAAGAAAUACUUGGACAGAGACCUGCAGGACUGAGGGAGGCCUCCAGAGGGCGCCAUAAAGAAAUACUUGGACAGAGACCUGCAGGACUGAGGGAGGCCACCAGAGGGCACCCAUGAAAAAUACUUGGACAGAGAACUGCCGGACUGAGGGAGGCCACCAGAGGGCGCCCAAGAAGAAAUACUUGGACAGAGACCUGCAGGACUAAGGAAAGCCACCAGAGGGCGCCCAUGAAGAAAUACUCGAACAGAGACCUGCAGGACUAAGGGAGGCCACAAGAGGGCGCCCUCAACCUUCUGCUCUGGACACGGCUGCCAAAGUGCAAUUACUGGAGUCAGGUGACACCACACAGGUAGACUCCUCCUAAUUUAUUGACCUCACUCCUCAUCACAGCUUCUUCUGUGCAUCUUUUUUCUUACCUUGUUGCCAUAGUAACCUAGCAACAAGGGGGCUAAGGGCUUUUCUGAGGACAGCAGUUGAAGUUAGUCGAAGAUCCAAAGUGCCUUCAACACACAUGUUAUCUCCUGACUUCUUCUCUUCUUGUCAUUGGUGCUGCAACUGAUGAUGUCAUGAUGAUGUCACCGCCUAAUUAACAUCCACGCCAUGGCAUUGUCCUCCUCAGUGGACAAACCAAUCAGGGCCCUGGGGGGGACAUCUGCCACGUGAUUUUUAAAUGUCAUUUUAUCUAGGCUGCCACAAUUAUUUGCCUCACCUGACAUUUUAUUUGAUGUGGCUGCCACUUUUUCAUGUGGCCUGCCAUGUUAUUUGAUGUGCUCUUUCAAUCAAUUUUCAGUGGCCCAUUAUGUCAUUUGAUGUGCUCUUCCACUUUAUUUGAAGUGGCCUGCCAUAUCAUUUGAUGUGUUCUUUCACUUUUUGAUGUGGCCUGCCAUGUCUUUUGACGUUGUCUUCCACGUUAUAUGAUGUGGCCUGCCAUGUCAUUUGACGUGGUCUUCCACUUUAUUUCAUGUGGCCCACCAUGUCAUUUGAUGUGGUCUUCCACUUUAUUUGAUGUGCCUGCCACUUUAUUUCAUGUGGCCCGCCAUGUCAUUUGAUGUAAUCUUCCACUUUAUUUCAUGUGGCCCACUAUGUCAUUUGACGUGGUCUAACACUUUCUGAUGUGCCUGCAACUUUAUUUCUUGUGGCCCGCCAAUCUUUUUAUGUGGUCUUCCACUUUAUUUCAUGUGGCCCGCUGUAUCGUUCGAAGUGGUCUGACACAUACUUUUAUGUACUCCGACACAUUAUUGAAGUCGCCUGCCAUGUCGUUUGAGAUGGUCCGCCACUUUAUUUUAGCCGGUCCGCCACAUCAUUUUACGGAGUCUGCCACUUCAUUUCACAUGGCCCACUCGGCAUACUUUCAUGUAGCCUGCUGCAUUCUUUUUUGUGGUCCGCCACAUCAUUUUGUGUAGCUGACACAUUAUGGUAGUCUGCCACAUCAUUUGAUGUCAUCUGCCACGUUAUUUAUGCUAGUCUGACCCAUCACUCAAUGUAGUCUGCCACAUCAUGUUUAACUGGCCCACCACUUCAUUAAAUGUAGCUGACACAUUAUUUUUAAAUGUCCCGCCACAUCAUUUUAUGUUGUCUGCCACAUAAUAAUAUUUCCAGUGGCCCGCCACAUCAUUUAAUGUAGCUUACACAUUAUUUUUAAAUGGUCCGCCACAUCAUUUCAAGUCGUCUGCCACAUAUUAAUAUUUCAAGUCGACCGCCACAUAAUAUUUCAAGUCGACCGCCACAUCAUCUUACUGGCAAAUUAUUUGAUGUAGUCUGCCACUUCAUUUUUAAAUGGCCCGCCACAUCAUUAAUGUGGUGUGCCACAUACUUGUAAGUGGUACGCCACGUUAUUUCAUGUAGUCUGCCACAUCAAUUUAAAUAGCCCACCACGUCAAUUUAAAUGGCUUGCCACUCAAUUUGAAUGGCCUGCCACUUCAUUUUUAAAUGGCCCACCACAUCAAUUUAAAUGGCUUGCCACAUCAAUUUAAAUGGCUUGCCACAUCAAUUUAAAUGGCCCGCCACAUCAAUUUAAAUGGCCCGCCACAUCAAUUUAAAUGGCUUGCCACACAAUUUAAAUGGCCUGCCACGUCAAUUUAAAUGACUUGCCACUUCAAUUUAAAUGGCCCGCCACGUCAAUUUAAAUGGCCCGCCACUUCAAUUUAAAUGGCUUGCCACAUCAAUUUAAAUGGCCCGCCACAUCAAUUUAAAUGGCCCGCCACAUCAAUUAAAUUGGCCCGCCACAUCAAUUUAAAUGGCUUGCCACAUCAAUUAAAGUGGCCCGCCACAUCAAUUUAAAUGGCUUGCCACAUCAAUUUAAAUGGCCCGCCACAUCAAUUUAAAUGGCUUCCCAUGUCAAUUUAAAUGGCCCGCCACAUCAAUUUAAAUGGCCCGCCACAUCAAUUUAAAUGGCCCGCCACAUCAAUUUAAAUGGCCCGCCACGUCAAUUUAAAUGGCCCGCCACAUCAAUUUAAAUGGCCCGCCACAUCAAUUUAAAUGGCCCCCCACAUCAAUUUAAAUGGCCCCACACAUCAAUUUAAAUGGCCUGCAACAUCAAUUUAAAUGGCCCGCCACAUCAAUUUAAAUGGCCCCCCACAUCAAUUUAAAUGGCCUGCAACAUCAAUUUAAAUGGCCCGCCACAUCAAUUUAAAUGGCUUGCCAAUCAAUUUAAAUGGCCCCCCACAUCAAUUUAAAUGGCCUGCAACAUCAAUUUAAAUGGCCCGCCACAUCAAUUUAAAUGGCCCGCCACUUCAAUUAAAGUGGCCCGCCACAUAAAGCAAUGUUUUGGAUACAUCUUUUUGUUCUGUCAAUGUUGUCAUGAAAACAUUGCAGGAAAUGUGAUAUUUCCUCCACAUGAAUAUUAUUCUAUCAAGCAACAAGAUGUCCAAACAUUUUUCUUUCUUUUGUUUAUCAAAGAAAUAUAAAUAUUUGCUUGUUGCUUGGACUUAUGAUUGCUGAGAUAUCAUCAAUCUCACAGUGCUGAUGUACUUUGUGAAUAUGCAUUUAUAUUCAUACUCGGGUUGUCUACAUACCCAUAUUUUGGUACCGGAACCAAAAUGUAUUUCCAUACUUUUCUAAAUAAAGGGGAGCACCAAAAAUGUCA